This is a messenger RNA of Dictyostelium discoideum AX4, 1128 nucleotides long. Its product is annotated as DHHC-type zinc finger-containing protein. Lineage: Eukaryota; Evosea; Eumycetozoa; Dictyosteliales; Dictyosteliaceae. Gene Ontology annotation, molecular function: protein-cysteine S-palmitoyltransferase activity; palmitoyltransferase activity. Gene Ontology annotation, cellular component: membrane. The record is from RefSeq and is a predicted model, not a curated record. The coding region runs from base 1 to 1128 and encodes 375 amino acids. The transcript has a single exon.
AUGAUAGAUCUUUUCGAUUUUGUAGUAUUAUCUUCAUUCAUCAUUCUUUUACCAUUGGUAACUGAUUUCCUUAAUAAUACAUUUCCAAAUGCAAAGAUUGGUAGAUUAGCACAAGAAGUUGUGGGCAUGAUAUUGGUAUUCUUUAUUGUAUCUUUAAUAUUUGCAGGAGUAUCAUUAUGGUAUACCCAUUUCUUACCAUUUUAUUAUACAAAAUCAUUAUUAAUAAGUUUUGAUACUUUAAAUUUAUUAGAUCUAUUAAAAUUCAUUAAUACUGAUAAUAAUAACAACAGUGGUAGCAGUAUCUUCAAUAAAAUUACAUUCUAUUUUCACAUUUUCUUUACAAUUCAAUUAGUUGUUAAUUUAUAUUAUUACUACUAUCAAACUAUAACUGCUGAUAAUUUCUUACCAAAAAUUUCAAAAAAUAAACAAAUUCAAUUAUUUGCUAGUGAGACAACUACAACAACAACAACAACAACUGAUAAUAUUAAUGAAAAAAAAAAUAAACUUUGUGGUUUAUGUGAUCAAGUUAGUGAUGGAAAAUGGUCAACAAUUAAUAAACCGAAAUCACAUCAUUGUAGAAUUUGUAAACGUUGUAUUGAUUCAAUGGAUCAUCAUUGUCCAUUUGCUGCAAAUUGUAUUGGUAUAAAUAAUCAUCAUUAUUUUAUACUAUUCAUAGGUUAUACUGUAAUGGCAUUAAUUUAUGCAUGUUAUUUAUCAUUCUUCCCAUACUAUCAUUGUAUUGUAAAUUAUAAAAAUUAUGUUAGUUUAUCUUUUACCAAUGAUAAUGAUAAUGAUAAUAAUAAUAAUAAUAAUUUUAAACAAUUAGCUCAAUCAUGUGCAAAAUUCAAUAAAUAUAGUUUUAUAUUUUUAUGUUGUUGUUUAAUUGUAACUGCCUCAUUUGGUAUACUUUUAUUUCAAACUUAUUUAAUCAUUACAAAUUCAAAAACUGUUCAAUUACUUAGUCGUUUAAAGAAAUCAAAAUCAUUUUUAGAUUGGUUUAAAUGGUUAUAUCAAAAUUUUAAACAAAAUGCUUCCAUAAAUAAUAUUUAUUCACUUUUUCCAAAUUUUAAAUUUUAUAAUUUAAUUAUACCUUACUAUAAAAGGAAAAUAAAUAAAUUAAAUAAAUAA